AUGGAAUCUCCAACAAAGAGGCAAGGGAUUUCCAAUGAGCCUAAUGAUGUCGACUUCGAAGUUGACGAUGAUUACUUCGAGAGGUAUAGCGAAGUAGAGGAAGAUGAAGAUGAUUUCAUUGUCGAUGAUGACAACGAUGAUGUUGUCUACGAGCCUGGAUAUGACCCCGAUCAAGAGCUUCAGCAGAGAAGAGCUCGACUCGAUUACAAAUUAAAAUCUACAUUUGAAUCCAUCUUCGAAAAAUAUGGGAAAGAUUUCGAUGGAGUUGGUGAUGAAAUCGACCUGCUCACUGGAGAAAUAUUGGUUGAUAAUGGCCAUUUGAAAGAGAUGCAAGAUGAGCGGGAUGCUGGAGACAAUAAAGCAGGAGGCAAUCUUCUGAGAGCCUUGACUGUAGAACCAGAGAGUAUUAUGGAAACAUCUGAUGAUGAAUAUAGCACUGAAGAAGGUGAGGUUAUGAAUGAGGGAGAUAAGGCACAGGAAAAAUCGGACCACCGAGCGAAUGUGGAGGAGAUCAGUUGUGAGGAUAUGGAGGAGGACGACAUGAUUUUACGCGGCUACGAUGAACCGAACCGGGAUCCUUUCCUUGAUGUGGUACCCACGAUAGAGACGGAAUCCGCUUCAGACCAUCCCCUGGGAGACUUAAAAUAUCAACGAAACUCAAAGCCUGAAGGACGCAGCGUUUCUUUUCCAUCAUACAAUGAAAUUUUACAUUCAUUUGGACCCGACGUUGCUCCUCAAAUUGUAAACAUUAUUUCACGAAAAAAUGUCCAUGAUGAUACUCAUAUCGAACCAGCCUGGAGAGUGCCUGAAUUACCUGCACUUGAACCAAGAAAGCGUCCGGCGUUAAGACCUUUCGUUCCAGAGCCAGAAAGUGAGCGCAGUCCAUCUCCUGAUGUGUCCGAGUCGAUCUGGGCUUUACCAAGAGGACGAGGUCCAGGACGUCCAAGAGGCCCAUAUAAAUCAAAGGCGUCUUUUAGACUAAGAAACAUCGGUGACACCGUAUUACUUCCAGACGGACUAAACACCCCAAGUUCCGCUGCCUCGAAGUCACCACGAGUGCGUAAUGCUUUUACGGAGGAAGAGGAUGAAAUACUCAUUGCAAAGGUGGCUGAAGCACGCGAUCAAGGUCUCGCAUUAGGAGCAGAAUCUACCUGGGAAGAGCUGGCGAGUUUGAAUGACCGACAUACAAUAGCAUCAUGGAAGAAUCGGUAUCGCCAAAGGUACCUACAUUUGUGGUCUCCAGAAGGCACAGCUAGACCGGGUUCUUCUGGACUCCGCCGGCCAUACCGUUCUAAAAAUCGAGAAGAGUCGAAAUCGAGCAUUAAGUCUGCAUCACGCAGUCGGCAUCCGGUAUCUUUCUUCCAACGACCAUCUAGAACUCGAAAACCUGCACAGCAAGGACCGAAUGUCGUUAGCUGGUCGGAUGCAGUCGCUGUAAUCAAAGCCUUGGACCCUAGACUUCACAAAGAUUUGAUUAAAGACGCUAGUACAUUCGAUUUGACUGAUGUCGGACCAGUGAAUGUUGAUGAUGAAGCUUUGAAUUUGAGAACUUCUGAUUUGGAAUUCUCGGAAGUAAGUGAUGAUGAGCCGGAGCUUCCUGCACAUAUUGAAUCGGGAGUUCAGAGGAUUGCGCCUGUAGCUGUUAAUCCUGCCUACGAAUUUUCGGAUGAAGAAACCGGCUCGAAUUUCAAGGCGCUACAACAAUCAAGCGGAUCAACACCCAAACCAAAUGAAGAGAAGGGUUCUUGGCUUGUAACCCCUCAAUCCAAGGAAUCCAAGAAAAGGGCGAGAAAACCAACAAGUAUUAAAUCAAAAGAUGGAACCAACGGGGAAUCAAGAUCCCAUCAAAGCAUAGUUCGAAAGAGGCUUAUGUCAGAAGAGGUUGACGAAUUAAGCCUUUGCGUUGAAGAAGAAGACGUUCUGUUUGUCCGUUCAAUGCCAAGAAAAGACAAGCAAAAGGAGCCUCAGACUUUUAUCAAACGAGAGGGUCAAGACUCAACAAUCUCAGAUGCUAUCACUCCUGUCCCGCCGAAAGAAAGGAUUCCCAUCCUCAGCGAUUACGACGAGUUUGACGAGCUCAGUGCGGAAUGGCCACCGGUUCUACCUACCGUGUACGCGAAGAGGCCCAUAGUCGAAAUAAAAUCCGAACCUGACCAGGCAAUUGAAGUUGGUCUGUUCGAUAACACCAAAGAGACUAAUGUUGAUCUAUUCGAUAUCGACCAGCUUCCUGAAACUUCUCCAAGUGCUCUUGAUGCACGGAAGCAAUCUAGGAUAAACAAGAGAUUCAGCAGCAGUGCUAUUAUCCCUUCAACAUCGCAAAUUGAGUCGUCACCCACUGUUGCGGUAGAUAGAAGGAUCCAGUCGAGGAUUCAACAGAGAACAGAUUCUAUUGGUAAUGGUUCUGUACUACCUAGUUCCUCAGAUAUGGUGUCAUCUCCUACCCCGCGGCCCAAGCGAAAAUUCUUUGAUCUAGACGAGAAAGAAAAUGUAUCCUUGACACCAUCACAGAAAGCCAAUCAGGAGACCGAGACACCUGUGUCGGAUGUUGAAGAUCUGCCUCUCGAGAAUAUGAUCAGUGGCAAAAGAACGGCCACUUCGACACCAAACAAGAAGACAGGAGGCCUUACCACACCAACUCACAGCGAAUCAAGGAAAUCAAGAACUCCUCUUUUGGACUAUACUACACCUACUCGAAGAGAUUCCACGAGAAAAAGAACACCGAGAGGUACAUCACGCAGUCCCGGAAUGGUAAAAACACCAGGAGGAACGUUUAGAAAAUGUGGACAAGAUGGAUUUGCUUGUAAACGGACUUUUUGCUUUAGAUGUGGAUUGAGCUCUAAAUGUAUGGGCAUUGAGUGA
This is a messenger RNA of Sclerotinia sclerotiorum 1980 UF-70, 2859 nucleotides long. RefSeq lists its product as hypothetical. The record is from RefSeq and is a predicted model, not a curated record. Lineage: Eukaryota; Fungi; Ascomycota; Leotiomycetes; Helotiales; Sclerotiniaceae. Bases 1 to 2859 code for a protein of 952 amino acids. Gene Ontology annotation, molecular function: histone binding; protein heterodimerization activity. The transcript has a single exon. Gene Ontology annotation, cellular component: nucleus.